Messenger RNA from Trichobilharzia regenti, 697 nucleotides. Lineage: Eukaryota; Metazoa; Platyhelminthes; Trematoda; Strigeidida; Schistosomatidae. The record is from the annotation of a GenBank genome assembly.
UGUCUGAAAUAUGUAUAAAUACGUGUUGAUUUUCAUAAUAAAACGAUCUGUUGCCUGGCCCUUGUCUUCUGUUGUUACAUUUGGUGUCGCUGCCUACCGACAAAUGAAAAGCCUAUACCCUGCAGUUUUUGAUGGAGACAUAUGGAUCUUCGGGCAGGACUUCAAGGCUUCUGCGCAGUUGAGUGGCGUUCAAGAUCUGUCAGCGAUGGAGCUGCUACUUGAGACGCUGCUGGGAGGUCGGGCGAAAGCAGCAUAUGAAGGUGUGGGCCGAAGUAUGGACGAAUGUUCGACAGGGUCAGGCAAACAGUUUCCAAAGUGGGAAGGACCAUAUAUGGUCACUUCGAGAUGGGGUUACGCAGACACAGUCGCAAUGGCGAACAAUGAGAGGCGCGUGAACGUCAGCGAGCUCCAGAAAUGGAUACAGCGAGACAAGCCAACGAUGACGCCUGCACCAAGUAGAUCAAGCCGACUUCAGUCGCACGUAUUUGACGGGGGGACGAGUGUGGUGAGAGCAGGCUGCUAGCCGAUUGGUUGGCACUAAUCUACGUUAAGGUCUAGGUCACUAAUAUGGGCCGUGAACAAGGCUGAGUCAACAACCAAUCACAGCGAAGUUAACGUGGCAAAAUAUGAUUCGCAGAUAGAGAACUCUGUUUGUCAAGGAAUCCCGAAACAACCAAUCAGAAGCCUGCGUUUGUCU